Molecule: messenger RNA, 582 nt
Organism: Exophiala bonariae
Lineage: Eukaryota; Fungi; Ascomycota; Eurotiomycetes; Chaetothyriales; Herpotrichiellaceae
Exons: 2
Coding region: 1-582 (193 amino acids)
Source: RefSeq, a predicted model, not a curated record
AUGAAACGAGUCGAGACUCCAGUCGAGGGCCUCCCUCCCAUCAAGCGGCACAUCGCGACACACGACUCCGAUGGUAAGUCCGUGUACGUGGCGUCGGCGCCCGCAGCGCAAUACAUCAAGGUCCCCGGCACCGGCGGUGCAGCGAGGCUAUGGUCCGUAGACUCAGUGCCCGCGAAGCUCGAAGGCGACGCAGACAUGAAAGCAUAUCUGGCCGACAAAGGUCCGACGAGCUGGGCGAGCUCUGGCAUCGUGAUCCCCAACGGUGCGAACUUGCUGGUCAUGGACCUGGAACCUGGCGGCACGAGCCCCAUGCACAGGACCGUGUCGAUUGACUUCUCAAUCUGCGUUCAUGGCGAGAUCCUCCAUGAGUUGGAUGGCGGUGAGACGGUUUUGUUGAAGCCUGGUGACCAUAUUGUUCAGCGAGGGACAAACCACAAGUGGCGGAAUGCGUCGAGCACGAACCCAGCUCGCUUCAUUGCUGUAACCUUAGCCUGCGAGCCCUUUGACAUUGCAGGGAAGCUAUUGAAGCAGGAGUUCAGUGCUGAAGGACCACCGGCCGAGAGACGAAAGGGGAAGUUGUGA